GGGGCGGAGCUAGUCUGCAGGCCCAGACGUGGCGCUGCGGCCGGGCGUUGCACCUCCAGCUUUCGGAUUACCUUCCUGCGUUUUCCGAUGCGCCUCCCGCUGCCUCCACCGCCCGUGCUGCUGCUUCUGGCGGCACUCACGGCCGCUACCACCACCUUCCGGCCCGACUGGAACCGUCUGCAUGGCCUGGCCCGAGCCCGGGUGGAGUCCUGUGGUGGAUGACAGCUGAAUCGCCUGAAGGAGGUGAAGGCCUUCGUCACCCAGGACAUCCCACUCUACCACAACCUGGUGCUGAAACAUCUGCCUGGGGCCGACCCUGAGCUCGUGCUGCUGGGCCACCGCCACGAGGAGCUGGAGCGCAUCCCACUGAGCGACAUGACCCGCGAGGAGAUCAACGCGCUGGUGCAGGAGCUCGGCUUCUACCGCAAGGCGUCGCCCGACGAGCCUGUGCCCCCUGAGUACCUGCGGGCGCCGGCGAGGCCCGCCGAAGGCGAUCCGGACCGUGGGGAGCUGUAGGUCCUGGAAUGCGCCCCCACCUCCACCCCCGCCCGAGCCCUGGGGACCCAAUGAAGCGCUCAGCGUCCCGGGAGCCCCUCCCUCGCUGAGGGCCGAAGCCCCGCCCCGGAGCCGGCAGGGAUGGAGUUGAGGGUUCCCCUCAAUUCCCCGUUAUUCCCUCCCACGGAUCCCCCUUCAGCGCCACUAAAUCCCCUUCCGUUUUAA
This is a messenger RNA of Myotis daubentonii (Daubenton's bat), 720 nucleotides long. RefSeq names its product selenoprotein M (gene SELENOM). Gene Ontology annotation, cellular component: endoplasmic reticulum lumen. NCBI's taxonomy places the organism in Eukaryota, Metazoa, Chordata, Mammalia, Chiroptera, Vespertilionidae. Gene Ontology annotation, molecular function: oxidoreductase activity. The record is from RefSeq and is a predicted model, not a curated record.